Ectocarpus siliculosus is the source of this 1734-nucleotide messenger RNA. The record is from the annotation of a GenBank genome assembly. Lineage: Eukaryota; Phaeophyceae; Ectocarpales; Ectocarpaceae.
AUGGGCGUUGGGGCGUUCCUCGCUGAGGGCGUGGGUCAUUCUGUACAGCAACGUAUCGGCCGAGGUCGCACAGGAGAAUCUGACCGUCGGUCCGACCACGAAAACACGCUCAAGGUCGACCGAGCCCCGACACGUCCACGUUCAACCGACCAGUGUGUUUUUCGCCGGCGGCCGAUGGCGACUGCAUUCGCGCCGCGGUCGUGGCUACAGCUUUUCAUCGACGUGGUCAUUCUGUCUUACACGGUUGUGUUUUCUCUCGUGAGCCUGAGCUACUGCGCCGCAAUGGGACAACUCCGAAAAGAGUUCUUCAUCGCGCUCAGGUCUCCUAUGCUGGCGGUUAUGUCCGGCGCUAUCGGGAUUCUCAUCUCUGGUCCCGAAAUCAUUGGGAUGACGCUGACCUAUGACAUGAGUGCGGGGCCGGAAAAAAUCCUGUGCGUUCCACUGAUGCUUUCUUUCACGGCCACCUACAUUCUCCGCGGCGUGCGGUUGUUGAUCAUGUUCACACCGCGGAGCCGGCAGCGGUGGGGUUCGUUCCUCCGGGAACGCAACUUUAUCCCGAUCGUCCUGGCAAUCUUUCUUGUGCUACAGGUGGUCGUGUGGUCCUUUGUACCUACGUACGGGGUUCCCAUCAAGUGCUGGAUACAACACAACUGUGUCAAAAGCCAGGGCAUCUCAUUUGUGUGGAACAUGCUGGUGUGCGUUCCACGGGCGGGCACGACAAGAACGAAUGGGCACCCCAGUUUCAAUUGUCGCUGGUGCAGCGUUUUGCGUGAAGCUCCCGGAGCCUUACCCCGAGCAACGCUAUUCACCUGCUUGCAUCUGUCCAUCCUUAACUUCCGUUCGGUAUGGUGUUGUGAAUGUCUUGAUGCAGCGAUGGUCAUGGGAAUGAAAGCUGCUGGAGAGUUCUAUACUCCGACCCUCAUGCGUAUGCACAUGGUCGUAUUCAUGGUCGUCCGCUUCCACACCGCCUUGUGGAUCACGAACAUCAAACCGGUGAGGGAAGUUCUGCGGCAAUCGUCCGACCGAAAGGACUAUCACGUUCCCUGGUUUCCCUACGUCCCAUGGAGAAGGAGCGCGAGCGGCAAGGUCGCUGUUGGGAUGAAUGAGACCAUGCAUGUCACCUGUACUUCAAGGCCGCUGAGCACGAUUCAGCUGGGCCGCCUUGAAACAAUCAUAAACACUCCUCCCCUCCUGGAAGCUUUCGAUAGCUUUUGCCAAAAGGCACUCUGCGGAGAGUCGAUCUUGCUUCUGAGGGAGGUGGCGGCUUUCCGUGACUCAAUCUACGCGGUUGAAGCCGAUGACGACGCCCUGUUCAAGGAGUUUGUCGCAAUCGUGAACAAGUUCAUCAAGUCCGGCUCUUCGUAUGAAGUCAAUAUUGACUGUCGUGCAAGGACCGGAGUCAUGCGCGACGUCGACGAGGCCAGAUUCAAGGAACUAGACACGGAUGGCAGGGCUGACAUCUUCACACUAGCCGAGACACAGACGAGCCAGAUGCUGGCGGACAACCUUCUAGCGAAGUUCCAGGCUACGGAGAGGUAUCAGCGCAUCGCCGAAGGUCUCUUGGCCAUAGAUAUCAUAGCAUCAGGCGACGAGGGGCGGGAACAUUGCGACGCGGCUGCGAACAGCAUGUCUAAGUCUCCUGUGCACAGAGGUUCCACAAGGCACACCUUGAAGUGGACACGUCAUUCAUUCACUUCUCGCAUCGUUUCCAAAACAAGAGGCGGGCGACACUGA